AUGGAUCCUCAUUGGAAGCGAUUAGAAGCUAGUGGUCGGCCUCCGCCUCCUGCUUCUUCAACAAACCAAAGAAUUGGUGGCAUUCCGCCUAUAGCCCCAGAUGUAAUUCAGUCACAAAUUGAGUAUUUACAGGCACUGCAAAUGCAACAGCAGUCUCAAGCGUUGGCUGAGAAUGAAAACUAUUCACAGGCAAACUUAACCUCUCCUUUUCAAGCAAACCCAUUUUCUAAUCCCACAAAACGGGAAAGCUUACUGUUACCAAGACUUAACCCAAUUGCUCCUAUUGGCGCACGUCAAAUGCAGUCUCCUCCAAGCGCUGCUUCAGCGGAAUUACAAAGUCCUUCGGUUAAAGCACGUACGGAAGCUUUAUUUAGUCCUGCCAAGGAGUCGUUUGAUACGUUUGGACCUGGUGCGCAUGUUACCAGUCACCGUUCCAACGUGAUGGGUGGAAUUCCCACAACUCGUAUUAGACGUCGUUCUUCCGUUGGAAAUGAGUCGCUCUCUCCUGUUUCACCAAAGAGUGCCAAUUUUUUAACACCAUUAAAACCAAUUGAAGGCAAUUUCGAAUGGCAACAGUCACCAAUGGAAUCACCUCUUUCUGCUCGCUCGCUUCAAGAAAGCAUUUACAUGGAACCUGAAUCUCCAACGACGCAUGUGCCUGUGCAGAUGCCGCUUUCCACUGCCUCUCAGCAGUCGUACAUUAAUCAUUCGACAGACGGUGCUUCUCUUCCACAAAGCUCUUUUUUGAAUUUUAAUAACUCUGGAAAACGGGUUUCGGUGUCUGCUGCUGCACAGCAACAUAAGAAUCUAUUUCUACCUUAUUUACCCCAAGCUUCCCUACCUAAAUUUAUCAGUACAGGGAGACUUCUUGUUGGAACAUUACAUAUAAACCGCAAAAAUCGGUCCGACGCAUAUGUCAUAACGGACGCUCUUGAUGAUUACAUUUUUAUUUGCGGAUCGAAAGACCGAAAUCGUACAUUGGAGGGUGACUUAGUUGCUGUUGAACUUCUUGACGUAAAUGAGAUACUCCAAACAAAGCGAGAAAAAGAAGAGAAGAAAAUUCGCCGAAAUCUUUCACUUUCUGGUACUUCAAAAUCAUCCGUGAAUAGUAAAGCAAAAAUGAUGUCUAUUAGUACGCCAAUGGCUUUGGGAAUGAACAAAGGAGCUUUGGCUUUCGAAAGAUCCAUCGAGAAGCGAAAGAAUGAUUAUGAAGUAACUGGACAAAGCCUUUCAUUUGUCGAUGACAUUUCUUUAAACCAAGACAAUCUUCCAAAGUAUGCCGGUCAUAUCGUUGCCAUUCUUGAUCGUCCAAGUGGAGAUACUUGUUCAGGUACGUUGGCAUUGUAUCGACCCAAUAGUCUUGCGUCGAAGAACCAGUCUUCUCAUCGUCGAAAUUCGUCAACUUCUAGUGGAGAAAGCGGUAAAGGUCCAAAAAUCGUUUGGUUUAAACCAAGUGAUAAACGGAUUCCACUGAUUGCUAUAUCUAGUGAUCAAGUUCCACCCAAAUUUUUCACUAACAAUGAUGAGUUUAAGGAUCAGGUUUUUUUAGCUGGCAUUAAGAGAUGGCCCACAACGUCUUUGCAUCCAUUUGGUACAUUAUACGAAAGCAUUGGAAAAGUGGGUGAUUCAAAUGUUGAAUUUACUGCUAUUCUUCACGACUAUAGUUGUCGUGUUUACGAGUUUCCUGAAUCGUUAUCUUACAGUAUAAAACGAUUACCCAGUCCUGUUUCUCCCGAAGAACUAAAUAAUCGAUACGAUUUACGAGAUAAGUUAACAUUCAUGGUGGGAACUCGUGACUACGCAAUUCACAUUGACACUGGUCCAUCUGAGGGUGUUAUCAUUUUAGGUUUUCAUGUGACAGACGUUGCUAGCAGUAUUAAGCAAGAUAUGCCCAUCGAUGAUGAGGCUGCCAAUCGUGUAGCCCAAGUUCAGCUUUUGCAAGGCUCUGUUCCUUUCUUACCGAAGAAAGUUACUGAGGAGGUGUCUCUUACAACAGGUCAUGAUUGCCUAACAAUCAGCAUUGUUAUACAAUUAGAUCUGAAAUCUGAAACCGUAUUACAGUGCUCUUUGGGACCUUCAGUAAUUCGCCCUUCAUCUUACAUCAGCCUUGAAACCGCUCAAGCCAAUAUACAAUCAAAUGAAGCUCUCCAGUUACUUGAGAAAAGUGCUAAAGUACUUACAAAACUAAGACUACAGACAAAAGAGGAUGUUGAUUUGCAACCUCUUUAUUGUUUUGGCUUCCUUGAUGACCAGCUUAGGAGCAUUCAAGAAUUAAAUAUGAAUGUUUUUGAAGCUUAUCCGGUUGUUUGUUCUUUGCAACAAAUUGAACACUGGAUCAAUGAGAAAACUGCUUCUCAUUUAAUGAGUAUUUUUCCGAACAAGGUAGUUCUGAGAAAGAACGCACGUCCAAGUAAUUUGGACGCUGCAAUUCGUGCAGCCCGCCGAGCCGGGUUCCCUCUUACGGCAGAAUCUUCAUCUACUGAUUUUAUGGCGGCUUUAGCAACUACAAAGGAUAAGAAUCUUCAGAGAUUACUACAACUAAGCUUAAAAAGACUAUCAUCAGAAUCAGAGUAUACGGUGGGUAUAUCUAACGAUAAAGAUGUAUCGCAUUUUGCUUUCGCUAGUCCUUGUUACACUCACUUUUGUCAUCCUACUCGUCGAUAUAUUGACAUUUGCGUGCAGCGCCAGCUUCACGAGGCUUUUGAAGGUCGUCCUGAUUUUUCAAAAGAUUAUAAAAGCUUGCUUUCAGUUACUCAGUCUUGUAAUACACUAAGUAACUUUUAUCGAUAUGCUCAAGAAAAGAGCAUCCAUGCCAAGCUUUGUGAAGUAGGCCAGAUAAUAAAUUCUCGCUCUGGUCUUAUUCAGUUGAAAGGUUUCGUAAUAGCCACUGACCAAUCUUUCAUUGAUUUAGUAGUUUACGAAUUGGGCUUAGAAAGAAGAAUUUAUUUGGAUCUCUUACCUCUGAAUAGCUGUGAUUUUAAUGACCAAACUGAGGAAUUAUCUUUUUCAUGGAGAAAGUCCUCUCCUUCUUUUUAUUACGCCACUUCUUCUUUAGAAAUUGACAGUACCUGCUAUAGUAACUUUAAGAAAAAAUUUUUGGAUUCCAAUGGGUCUUGCAAACAAACUUGCGAUUUGACAGGUCAUGGGUUACAUGAUUUGAUUAAUAUUGCUGAAAGUGCUGAGAAGAAUGAUAAAUCUUCCGAUACUUUGAAAUUAGACGCAUCUUCGGAAUCUUAUGAAGACGCUGCAGUUGAACGUCUUCAUAGUUUGCGUAUAAAAGAGCCCGAUUUUGUACAGACAAUUCGUCCUGGUCAGCAAGUGGAUGUUUUUAUGUUUGCUGACACUUCUUCUACGUAUUCACUUUCGUUACUCACCUUAAAAAAUCCGUUUUCCGACUAG
Schizosaccharomyces octosporus yFS286 is the source of this 3399-nucleotide messenger RNA. RefSeq names its product ribonuclease II family protein. NCBI's taxonomy places the organism in Eukaryota, Fungi, Ascomycota, Schizosaccharomycetes, Schizosaccharomycetales, Schizosaccharomycetaceae. Gene Ontology annotation, biological process: mRNA catabolic process. Gene Ontology annotation, molecular function: RNA binding; 3'-5'-RNA exonuclease activity. The transcript is spliced from 2 exons. The record is from RefSeq and is a predicted model, not a curated record. Gene Ontology annotation, cellular component: exosome (RNase complex); P-body. Bases 1 to 3399 code for a protein of 1132 amino acids.